Messenger RNA from Chinchilla lanigera (long-tailed chinchilla), 1180 nucleotides. It is a transcript of the gene Nsmce1, whose product is annotated as NSE1 homolog, SMC5-SMC6 complex component. Lineage: Eukaryota; Metazoa; Chordata; Mammalia; Rodentia; Chinchillidae. The transcript is spliced from 10 exons. Gene Ontology annotation, biological process: DNA damage tolerance; double-strand break repair via homologous recombination. Gene Ontology annotation, molecular function: ubiquitin-protein transferase activity. Gene Ontology annotation, cellular component: nucleus; Smc5-Smc6 complex. The record is from RefSeq and is a predicted model, not a curated record. The coding region runs from base 198 to 998 and encodes 266 amino acids.
CCGGCAGUCACCGGCUGCACAGUCUGGGCAGCGUUGGGCGCUGUGGCGGCAGGCCCCUCUGACAGAGUCACAGCCAAGCACGUGCUUACUGCCCGGAGGGAGAACGAACCAUCUAUAAGCCCCUCUUUAGUACCGGGAAUUGAACUCACGACCUUGAGCUUGCCAGGCAGGUGCUGUGCCGCUGAGCUCCUUUACACAUGCAGGGCAACGCCAGAAGAACGGGCGCCAUGACCGACGUGCACCGGCGCUUCCUGCAGCUGCUGAUGACUCACGGUGUGCUGGAGGAGCGGGACGUCAAGCGCCUGCAGAACCACUGCUACAAGGUUCACGACUACAGUGCUCCAGUAGACAAGCUGGAGGACUUCAUCAAUAACAUUAACAGCGUCUUGGAGUCCUUGUACAUCGAGAUUAAGAAGGGCGUCACCGAAGAUGACGGGAGACCCAUUUAUGCGCUGGUGAAUCUUGCUACAACUGCAGUUUCCAAAAUGGCCACGGAUUUUGCAGAGAAUGAGCUGGAUCUCUUCAGAAAGGCUCUGGAGCUGAUUGUUGACUCAGAAACUGGCUUUGCAUCUUCCACAAACAUUUUGAAUCUGGUCGAUCAACUGAAGGGCAAGAAGAUGAAGAAGAAGGAAGCUGAGCAGGUGCUGCAGAAGUUCGUGCAGAGCAAGUGGCUGAUCGAGAAGGAAGGCGAGUUCACACUGCACGGCCGGGCCAUCCUGGAGAUGGAGCAGUACAUCCGGGAGACGUACCCCGAUGCCGUGAAGGUCUGCAACAUCUGCCACGGCCUCCUCAUCCAGGGUCAAAGCUGUGAAACGUGUGGCAUCAGAAUGCACUUGCCCUGCGUGGCCAAGUACUUCCAGUCCAUCCCCGAGCCGCACUGCCCCCACUGCAACGACUACUGGCCCCACGAGAUUCCAGAAGUCUUCGACCCCGAGAAGGAGCGGGAAGCUGCUGUCUCCAAGCCCAGCCGAAGGUCCCUGCGGUCCCGGCAGCAUUAGCAGCGUCCUGCAGGAGGGCGGCCCCUCCGGAGCCCUUGCGGGCAGGGGGUGCCACGCGGCACACGCACACACACGCACACACACACACACACACACACACACACACACACACACACGCUGCGCCCCCGCCCCGCCUGUGCUCCCUGUAGGCAGGUCUGGAAUAAAGGCAUGCUGAGCGCUUG